This is a messenger RNA of Morus notabilis, 2692 nucleotides long. RefSeq names its product G-type lectin S-receptor-like serine/threonine-protein kinase At5g24080. Lineage: Eukaryota; Viridiplantae; Streptophyta; Magnoliopsida; Rosales; Moraceae. The transcript has 5 exons. Gene Ontology annotation, biological process: recognition of pollen; protein phosphorylation. The record is from RefSeq and is a predicted model, not a curated record. Bases 19 to 2532 code for a protein of 837 amino acids. Gene Ontology annotation, molecular function: protein serine/threonine kinase activity; ATP binding.
GAUCAUCAUGGUCGCAUCAUGGCUAGCCAGAUUGAUCUGGGUUCGAGGUUGUUGGCUAAGGAGAACAAAGCAUGGGUCUCGGAGAAUGGCACCUUUGCUUUUGGAUUCACUUCGAUUAAGGAUGAAGAUGACAAACUUCAACUGGCGAUUUGGUUUGCUAACCUUCCUGGAGACCGAACAACAGUAUGGUCACCUAACAGAAACUCUCCAGUCACCAACAACGCAAUCUUGGAGCUCGACACCACCGGAAACCUCGUCCUCUUCGACGGUGGCGACACCGUUAUCUGGGUCUCGAACACGUCCCGCGCCGGGGUGCAAUCCGCCGGCAUGUCGGAAUCCGGCAACCUCAUUCUCUACAACGACGUAAACCAACCUGUGUGGCAAAGUUUCCACCACCCAUCAGACACUCUCCUCCCAAACCAACCUCUAUCAGUCUCUCUUGAACUAACGACACCAAAAUCACCCUUGGGAGGCAGUUACUACGCGCUCAAAAUGCUUCAACAACCAACUUCUCUAAGCCUUGCUUUGACGUACAAUUUGCCUGAGAGUUACAACGCCAAUCCAGAAUCAUACGCCAACUAUUCGUAUUGGCAAGGACCCGACAUAUCGAACGUAACCGGGGACGUCGUGGCGGUUUUGAACGAAGCCGGAAGUUUCGGAAUUGUGUAUGGAGAAUCAUCGGACGGAGCAGUUUAUGUGUACAAGAAUGAUGGUGACUAUGGCGGCCUGUCUUCAGCCUCGAAUCGGUCUACUCGGUUAUCGGUUUUUCGACGGCUAAUAUUGGAGAGUAAUGGCAAUUUGCGCUUGUAUAGAUGGGACGACGACGUCAAUGGAUCGCGCCAAUGGGUUCCGGAGUGGGCAGCAGUUUCGAAACCUUGCGACAUUGCUGGGAUUUGCGGAAACGGGAUAUGCAAUUUGGACAGAAGUCAGACAAAUGCAUCUUGCACUUGCUUGCCGGGGACUUCUAAGGUGGGAAAAGAUAGUCAGUGUUCGGAGAAUUCUUCGUUGAUCGGGAAAUGCGAUUCGAGACAGGAUUAUCAGAAAUCACAGUUCAAGAUAUCGACUGUUAAGCAAACCAAUUACUAUUACUCUGAUUUUUCUGUUAUAAAUAACUAUAGCGAUAUUCGGAAUGUUUCAAAAUGCGGUGACGCUUGUUUAUCUGAUUGCGAGUGUAUUGCCUCUGUUUAUGGAUUUGAUGAUGAGAAGCCUUAUUGUUGGGUUUUGAGGAGCUUGGAUUUUGGUGGGUACGAGGAUACUGGAUCUACACUGUUUGUGAAGGUUAGAUCGGACGGUAGGGUGACGCCGGAAGGAGGAGGAUCUGGGGAUUCUGAAGAAGGUUCUGGAAAUGGGAAAGAAAAGAUUUUGGUUAUUCCCAUUGUUCUCAGCAUGACUUUUCUUAUUGCUCUCCUCUGUCUGUUGUUGUACUACAAUGUGCAUAGGAAAAGGUCCUUGAAAAGAGCCAUGGAGAGUUCUUUGAUCUUGUCCGGUACUCCGAUCAAUUUCAGUUACCGUGAUUUGCAAAUUCGAACAUGGAAUUUCUCGCAGGUUCUCGGAACCGGAGGAUUUGGGACUGUGUAUAAGGGAAGCCUUGCAGAUGGGACUUUAAUAGCAGUAAAGAAACUUGACAAGGUUUUGCCACAAGGUGAAAAGGAGUUCAUAACUGAAGUCAACACCAUUGGCUCAAUGCACCACAUGAACUUGGUUAGGCUUUGUGGAUACUGCUCUGAAGGACAACAUAGGCUUCUAGUUUACGAGUUCAUGAAAAAUGGUUCCUUGGACAAAUGGAUCUUCCCCUCUUAUCAUGCCCGAGAUAGGCUGCUAGAUUGGAAAACUCGCUUCCACAUAGCGGUGGCUACUGCACAGGGGAUUUCGUAUUUUCACGAGCAAUGUCGGGAUCGAAUUAUACACUGCGACAUCAAACCAGAAAACAUCCUGUUGGAUGAGAAUUUUUCGCCUAAAGUCUCCGAUUUUGGGCUGGCUAAGUUGAUGGGCAGAGAGCACUCAAAAGUUUUCACAAUGGUGAGAGGAACUAGAGGCUAUUUAGCUCCGGAGUGGGUUACUAAUCGGCCUAUAACUGUAAAAGCCGAUGUUUACAGUUACGGAAUGCUCCUUUUGGAGAUUGUUGGUGGUCGGAGGAACCUUGACAUGUCUUAUGAUGCAGAGAACUUUUUCUAUCCUGGAUUGGCUUUUAAGGAGUUGACAAAUGGAAUGCCAUUAGAAGCCGGGGAUAGGAGACUAGAAGGCGCAGUGGAAGAGGAAGAACUCAUAAGAGCAUUGAAAGUGGCAUUUUGGUGCAUACAAGAUGAGGUUAUCAUGAGACCUACAAUGGGGGAUGUGGUGAGGAUGUUGGAAGGAUCAAUGGACGCCAACAUGCCGCCGAUCCCGCAGACAGUUUUGGAGCUGGUUGAGGAAGGCUUAGAUCAUGUGUACAAAGCCAUGAAGAGAGAACUCAAUAAUUUCAGCUCCUUCACCAUCACCAGCCACCCUUCUUCUCGUGCUACGUGUAGUUACUCCACAAUGUCCCCUAGAUAAUCAAAAUUUGAUUGUCAAAGAAAAAAAAUUUUGAUUUUUGAACAAUGCCAUCUUGAAGGUGUCCGCAAGCCUAAAUUUUGUAAAUGCAAAUCUUGGUUUUGCAUUCUCUUUCAAUGUGAUAAAAUCGUUCUAUACUUGAUAUUAAACACAACUAUAGAAG